Molecule: messenger RNA, 3968 nt
Organism: Drosophila obscura
Lineage: Eukaryota; Metazoa; Arthropoda; Insecta; Diptera; Drosophilidae
Gene: Scm
Product: polycomb protein Scm
Exons: 4
Coding region: 551-3094 (847 amino acids)
Biological process (GO): regulation of DNA-templated transcription
Cellular component (GO): nucleus
Molecular function (GO): zinc ion binding; protein binding
Source: RefSeq, a predicted model, not a curated record
CGAGGCACCAUCACUAGGAAAACAAAUAUGGCGGAUCUGUAAGCAAAGUAGAAAAAGUGUAAAAUUUCGGAAAUAAUUGUAUAUUAAACAAUCGAAAAUUCCCAUUUUUGCUAACCAAAAUGAAAAUGUGGCUACGUUUAUGAGGCCCAAUGGGAUUACAUUACCGAAUCGGCGACAAUUUGUUGUAUGUGGAGUGUAUUUUCUGGGUGUCGUGUCGCAAUGCGCCCAAUUGUUAUUACGUGACCUCGGAAACGCCGCAAAAGAUAGUUUGCACAAAAACAGCAAGCAGAAGCAAAAACAAAUAUCGUUCAGCAUUUGCAUUCAGCAAACGAAAAGCGCACCCAGUCAAUUUAAAUCCAGUGCGAAGGGCGGACUUAUACGCAGUAAAGUAACUUGUGCUAAAAUUAUUUUGUCUUGGCCCCUAAGUACAAAUUGCCGCUUAAAUAAAAACACAAAUACCAUUGCAAGUGAAACAGAACGGGCAUCCAUUGAGAUGCAAAUGUAAUGUGAAAUAUCACAUUAAAUAGAAAGACCAAAUUAACGAAAAAAAAUGUCUGGGGGUCGCGACAGCAGCACUAGUGGCACCAGCAGUGGCAGCAACUCCACCACAUCAGCAGCCACAUCUCCAGCGUUAACCCAAAGACAACGUGGUCGUCCGGCCAAGAGGGCCACCUGCACCUGGUGCGGCGAGGGAAAGCUGCCCCUGCAGUACGUUUUGCCCACCCAGACGGGGAAAAAGGAGUUCUGUUCGGAGACGUGCAUUGCCGAGUUCCGCAAGGCGUACAGCAAAGGGGCAUGCACCCAAUGUGACAAUGUGAUCAGGGUUGGAGCACCCAACAAGGAAUUCUGCUCGAUUAUGUGCAUGAACAAGCAUCAGAAGAAGAACUGCUCAUCUAGGCAUGGCUGUGGUGGGGGGUCAGGCGGUGGCAAGGGUCUACCCGAAAGCGAGCGAAAAUUGCUGAGCAGUGGAGCGCCCGCCCCUGCAGGCCCCUUCCAGUAUGAAAGCUUUCAUGUCUUCGACUGGGAUGCCUACCUGGAAGAAACUGGCAGCGAAGCCGCCCCUGCGGAGUGCUUUAAACAGGCCCGGAAUCCGCCCAACAAUGAUUUCAAGAUUGGCAUGAAACUGGAAGCCCUGGAUCCACGUAAUGUCACCUCCACCUGCAUUGCCACAGUCGUGGGGGUUUUGGGAUCCCGACUUCGGUUGCGUCUCGAUGGCAGCGACUCGCAAAAUGACUUUUGGCGCCUGGUAGACUCCACAGAAAUCCAUGCCAUCGGUCACUGCGAGAAGAACGGUGGCAUGUUGCAGCCACCGCUCGGAUUCCGAAUGAAUGCAUCUAGCUGGCCUGGCUACUUGUGCAAAAUCCUCAUCAACGCAAUGGUAGCGCCCGAGGAAAUCUUCCAGCCAGAGCCGCCAUCGCCGGAGGAGAACCUCUUCAAAGUUGGCCAGAAACUGGAAGCGGUUGAUAAGAAGAAUCCGCAAUUAAUCUGCUGCGCCACUGUCGAUGCCAUCAAGGAUGACCAGAUUCACGUGACGUUCGAUGGAUGGCGUGGGGCCUUCGACUAUUGGUGCAACUACCGCUCCAGAGACAUCUUUCCCGCUGGGUGGUGUGCCCGCAGCUGUCAUCCCAUGCAACCGCCGGGCCACAAGUCCCGAAUGGACUCCAGUUCGAGCAAGCAACGUUGCGCACGUCCCCGCUACACUGUUGUCACCGAAUCGGAAGCCAUGGUCCCCGCCUCCCCGGCCACCGCCCACUUCCAUCCGAACUGUAAGGGCGGUCCGUUUAUCAACAACUCGAAGCUGCCGUGCAUGGUGACGGGACCGACGUAUCAAACGCUGGCCAAGCUGUGCCUGCAGGAAAUCCUAGCUGCAAGCACGGAUACACAGCAGCUGUCCAAGCUGCUAUUCGCCUUAGAAGGAGACGUGCACAUUGUGACUGCGGCAGGAAAGAAUUUCACAGUUAAAAUCCCAUCGCCGAUGCACAUGAAGGACGACGAGAGUCUGGCCCAGUUCAUCGAGACGCUGUGCACCACAUGCCGGGCAUGUGCCAAUCUCAUUUCGCUCGUCCACGAGACCGAAGAAUGCAAGAAGUGCGCCCAUAGCAGAAAGCGUCAGCUGAUACAAUCGACUACGCCUCCCUCAUCGCCCGUGCUUUCGGAUAAACGGAAUCGGCCAUCCUCUGACAAGGUGUUGAUCAAACAAGAAACGGGGGCAAAAUCUCCGUCGGAUAUGAAGCCCAAACCCCUGCCGAAUAAUGGGAAAGAGCAUACGAAUCCAAAGAAUCAGAAUACUCAAAAUAGCCAGAACAACGGGAGCGAAAGUAAACCCAGUGCGAAGGUGGUCAUCAAAACAGAACCCAACGGCGUGACUGGCGGAGGGACAUCCACCACAACGCAAGCUUUGCGCAAAGUACGCUUCCAGCAUCACACAAACAACAACAAUAGUAUCAUCAACAAUGGAAACACAGAGAUAAAGCAAACCACGACUGUGAGCAAUUCUUCGUCGCCAUCGUCGACUACAAGUUUGGCGGCGGGUGGGACAGCUAAUGCAAGUUCUAUUGGAAAGUACCUGGCUCCACUGGUGGCCGAAGUGCAUCCAGAACAGAUUAACGUGAAGCCCUCAAACAGCUAUUACAAAUCUCCCACAACACUCUCCUCCAGCGCCUCGUUGCCAACAUCUGUGUCUACUCCGUUCACAGGCUGCCAGUCGGCCUCAUCCACUGCACUGGCUGCAGGGGGAGUGACGGCACCCAAAGCAGCCACAGCGCCGGCCGGGGCAGCUGCAACGUCAGCUUCCAGCAGCUACACAGCGAUUACCUCGCCCCUCAGCGCACCCUCGUCUGCAUCUUCUUCGCAUCUGCGCUCUCAGCCCAUCGACUGGUCUAUUGAAGAAGUCAUUCAGUAUAUCGAGAGCAAUGAUCACUCGCUAUCAGUCCACGGGGAUCUCUUUAGAAAGCAUGAAAUCGAUGGAAAAGCAUUAUUAUUGCUUAACUCGGAAAUGAUGAUGAAAUACAUGGGUCUAAAGCUGGGACCAGCCUUAAAAAUCUGCAAUUUAGUCAAUAAGGUAAACGGUCGUCGAAAUAAUCUGGCACUAUAAAUGAAGCUUCAAGAUAAAGAUAAAUAGCAUAUACGGAAUGAAGCAGCUCCACAUAGCAGGAACACUGUUGACAAAUUGACAAAUUUUAAAUUCUAUAAUUUAUUUUCUGUAAUUUAUGAAGACAGUUUAUUUCUAUAAUAUAUAGAAUGAUGCACGAAAACCCUUAGAAUUCUUUAUAUAAAACAGCUGCAAAUUGGAAAUAUAAUAUUGUUUUCUUUUGCGUUAAAAGCAUGUUAACAUUUAUAUGCAGUUGUGAUCGAAAUAUGUACUCUCAAAACAUGAUUUUAUUGAAAAUCAAAAACUAAUCAACUGCCAACCAUUUCCACUCCUUGCAGUAACAAAACUUUCAAAAAGUAUUGUUCCUUAAUCAUUAAAUGCAAUAGAAAAACUCCAAACAUUUUGAAAACUAGAACCCUGCUACUCAAAAAUGCAUUGCACAUUUAUAUUACAUAUUUAUUAAACACAAAGACGCACACACUAAGCAUCCCACAUUUACAAAAUUUUACAACAAUACGAUUAUAACUAGGUUUAAAGCGAAACAAACACAAAAGUUUGGAAAUAUUGUAAAUAAUUUACAUACAUAUAUAAUUUUGUAAUAAUAAAACAUUUAUUGGGUGUUUAACUAACGAAUUCUGUGAAAGGAAUUGUCUGUUGACUAAACAAACUAUGAAAUGUUAAUGUUUUAGUUACAAAAUAAACUACGCAUUAAGGUCCUUCCUUUCCACAUACUAAUGAUGUAAAGUAUAGCAAUUUGUCUCUCAUUAUUAAAUGAGAUGGUUCACUUCGAACCACUUACACAUUCAAAAUUAAAAGAUAAACGAAACCCCUGUAUAUAUACGAUUACACAUAAUUAAAAAUGAAUAAACUACCAAGA